Messenger RNA from Bacillus rossius redtenbacheri, 530 nucleotides. RefSeq names its product cuticle protein 16.5-like. The transcript has 2 exons. The coding region runs from base 53 to 406 and encodes 117 amino acids. The record is from RefSeq and is a predicted model, not a curated record. Lineage: Eukaryota; Metazoa; Arthropoda; Insecta; Phasmatodea; Bacillidae.
ACAAGUCCCUGCAGGUCGUCCAGUGUAAGGUCUCCCGCACUCACGAGUCAACAUGUACAAGCUGGUCAUCUUCGCCGCCGUAAUGGCCACCGCCGCCGCCGCCCCCAAGCCGGGCUUCCUGGGAGGCGCCGCCUACGCCGCCCCUCUGGCCUACAGCGCGCCGCUGGCCUACGCCGGCCCCGCCUACCACUCGUACGCCGCCCCCGCCUACAUAAAGUCGUACGCCGCCCCCGCCUUCAUCAAAUCUUACGCCGCUCCCACGAUCAUCAAGUCGUACGCGGCCCCCGCUCUCAUCAAGACGACGUACGCCGCCCCCGCGUUCAUCAAGACGACUUACGCCGCCCCCGCGCUCAUCAAGACCUCGUACGCCGCCCCACUGGCGCUGUCGGCGCACUCCAUCUGGUGAAGAAACCAGUAACUGCGAUGUCUGGUCACACAUCAAGUUGCCUGCGUUAACAUCGUUGUCCCUUCUCAACCAGCUUUAAUUUUUGUACUGUUCAAGUUUUGUAAGUAAAACAUUGUUUAUCAAA